Necator americanus (New World hookworm) is the source of this 201-nucleotide messenger RNA. RefSeq lists its product as uncharacterized. The record is from RefSeq and is a predicted model, not a curated record. Bases 1 to 201 code for a protein of 66 amino acids. NCBI's taxonomy places the organism in Eukaryota, Metazoa, Nematoda, Chromadorea, Rhabditida, Ancylostomatidae. The transcript is spliced from 2 exons.
AUGGUUCUACUGAAAGUUGUGAACAACCUGGAAUAUCAGCAGUUAUCCAUAGUGCAUUUGCACGACCGAAUAUACUUUGAGAAGGGUGGAAUGUCUGCCGUUAAUAUUUGCUGGAAUCCUAGCAAGAAGGCGGCAUUCGCAAGACCGCAGACGGGUGUUCGCGAGUGGGUGGUCGGCUUAGUUUCGGACGAGAUGUCGUAG